AUGAUAACACAGGUUACACUGCUCCUGUGCGUCGUGGCUUUAAGCCUUGCCGAUUCAGUAUACCCUAAAGGCGGCUAUGCCAAGGGGUACAAGGGAGGCUGGAAUGGAAUGAACGGAAUGAAUGGAAUGAACGGAAUGAAUGGAAUGAACGGAAUGAACGGAUACGGCAGGAGAUAUUGGGGAAACAACAUGAUGAGCGGAAACAACCCAUACAUGUACGGAGGAUGGGGAAAUGGAAUGUACGGCAACCAAGGAUAUGGAUGGGGCCCAAGUAUGGGACAGGGAAGAUGGGGAAUGAAUAUGGGAAACGGUUAUGGAUGGGGUCCGUCUAUGGGAAACGGAAGAUGGGGAAUGAAUGGUAUGGGAAACGGUUUUGGAUGGGGAAAUGGUAUGGGAAACGGCUAUGGAUGGGGACGAGGUAUGGGAUAUGGAAGAAUGGGAAUGAACAAUAUGGGAAAUGGUUAUGGAUGGGGGUCAAACAUGGGAAACGGUUAUGGAUGGGGAAAUAAUAUGGGAAACGGGAAUGGGUGGGGAAAUUAUAUGGGAAACGGCUAUGGAUGGGGAAAUAAUAUGGGAAACGGUUAUGGUUGGGGAAAUAAUAUGGGAAACGGAUAUGGAAUGGGUAACAAUAUGAUGAAUAUGGGCAGAAUUGGUGGUUAUGGAUGGAGCGGAAGAAGGGGAAUGAUGGGAAUGAACGGAAACGGAUACGGAUGGGGUAACAAUAUGAUGAACAACGGGUACGGAACGAUGGCAGGAAAGGGCAUGAACGGAUUCAGUGGAAUGAUCGGAAGAGGAAGCAGCAAG
Molecule: messenger RNA, 804 nt
Organism: Mizuhopecten yessoensis (Yesso scallop)
Lineage: Eukaryota; Metazoa; Mollusca; Bivalvia; Pectinida; Pectinidae
Product: keratin-associated protein 6-2-like
Exons: 1
Source: RefSeq, a predicted model, not a curated record